Messenger RNA from Anolis sagrei ordinatus, 5700 nucleotides. NCBI's taxonomy places the organism in Eukaryota, Metazoa, Chordata, Lepidosauria, Squamata, Anolidae. The record is from RefSeq and is a predicted model, not a curated record.
CCAAGGCGGGCGGCACAUGCGCGGUGGCGCCUGGCUGGCUCCCGCUAGCGCAUCGCUGCCGCUGAGAAAGAGAGAGGGAAGAAGACAAGGAGAGGAAGGAAAUAAAGGAGGAAGAGGAGGAUUUGGAAGCCGAGGAGGAGGAAGCCGAGGAGGGCGAAGCUUUAUGGCUGGCCUCUGGAAAUGGGAUGUCAUUCUCGUCCGGGGCUUGUAAAGGACGACGGUGGCCCGUUUCUCUGUCCCGGCUGCUCCUGCUGCCCUCCUCCUCCUCCUCACCCUCACCUUGAGCGGAAGUGAGACCGAGAGGCAGAGGGGGACAUGUCUGCCGUCGCCUCGGCCACCCAGGCCCCUCAGGGCCCUGCCAACCCGCCGCCCCCUGAGGUGACCAACCCGGCCAAGCCCGGCCGGAAGACCAACCAGCUCCAGUACAUGCAGAACGUCGUGGUGAAGACGCUGUGGAAGCACCAGUUUGCCUGGCCCUUCUACCAGCCGGUUGACGCCAUUAAGCUGAACUUACCUGACUAUCACAAAAUCAUUAAGAACCCGAUGGACAUGGGGACGAUCAAGAAGCGGCUGGAGCACAACUAUUACUGGAGCGCCAGUGAAUGUAUGCAGGAUUUCAACACCAUGUUUACAAACUGUUACAUUUAUAAUAAGCCAACGGACGACAUCGUCCUCAUGGCCCAAGCGUUGGAGAAGAUUUUCCUGCAGAAAGUGGCGCAGAUGCCGCAGGAAGAAGUCGAGUUGCUACCUCCGGUACCGAAAGGCAAAGCCCGCAAGGCAGCCACCACGGCGCAUAACGCAGGAGCCCCGCAUCCGGCAACCACAGCUGUCUCUUCGGUGACUCCGCCGGCCCCUUUCCAGAACGUCCCACCCACCGUCUCGCAGACGCCGGUCAUCGCUGUGACGCCCGUGCCAACCAUCACCGCAACCAUUGCCCCCAUCGCCUCUCCCCCGGCCACCGUUCCCCCGCCGCCGCCGCCUCCCCCUCCUCCCGCCGCUCCCAUCAUGCCGGUCGUCCCUCCUACGCCACCCAUUGUCAAGAAAAAGGGGGUGAAGCGGAAAGCGGACACCACCACGCCCACCACGUCGGCCAUCACGGCCAGUCGGAGCGAGUCUCCCACGCCGCUCUUGGACGCCAAGCAGGCCAAAGUGGUGGCUCGGCGGGAGAGCGGCGGGCGGCCCAUCAAACCCCCCAAGAAGGACCUGGAAGAUGGGGAGAUCCCGCAACACGCUGGGAAGAAGGGCAAGCUCACGGAGCACCUCAAGUACUGCGACAGCAUCCUGAAGGAGAUGCUCUCCAAGAAGCACGCGGCCUACGCCUGGCCCUUCUACAAGCCGGUCGACGCCGAGGCCCUGGAGCUCCACGACUACCACGAUAUCAUCAAGCACCCGAUGGAUCUCAGUAGUGUGAAAAAAAAAAUGGACAGCCGAGAAUAUCCAGACGCCCAGGGUUUUGCGGCAGAUAUUCGGUUAAUGUUCUCUAAUUGUUACAAGUACAACCCACCCGACCAUGAAGUCGUGGCCAUGGCGCGGAAGCUUCAGGACGUCUUUGAGAUGAGGUUCGCCAAGAUGCCGGACGAGCCGGCCGAGCCCCCGCCUCCUCCGCCUCCAGCUGCCCCCGUGGUGAGCAAAAGCAUGGAGAGCAGCCACAGCAGCGAGGAGAGCUCCUCGGAUUCGGACAGUUCGGACUCGGAAGAGGAGCGGGCCACCCGUCUGGCCGAACUCCAGGAGCAGGACUGUUCCCGGUCAGUGAGGCAGUGCUACAAGGUCAAUGACUCCCGAGACUGGAAUGGAUGGAAUCUGAAGGCCGUCCACGAGCAGCUGGCCGCCCUGUCGCAGGCCCCGGUGAACAAGCCCAAGAAGAAGAAGGAGAAGAAGGAGAAAGAGAAGAAGAAGAAGGACAAGGAGAAAGAGAAGGAGAAGGAGAAGCACAAAGUGAAGGCGGCGGAGGAGGAGAAGAAAGCCAAGGUGGCCCCGCCGGCGAAGCAGGCUCAGCAGAAGAAAGCGCCAGCAAAGAAGGCCAACAGCACCACCACGGCAAACAGGCAGCCAAAGAAGGGAGGGAAGCAGCCGCCCGCCACCUACGACUCCAACGAGGAAGAGGAAGGCCUGCCCAUGACCUACGACGAGAAGCGCCAGCUCAGCCUGGACAUCAACCGCUUGCCGGGGGAGAAGUUGGGCCGGGUGGUGCACAUCAUCCAGUCGCGGGAGCCCUCGCUCCGGGACUCCAACCCGGACGAGAUUGAGAUCGAUUUCGAGACUUUGAAGCCCACCACGUUGCGAGAGCUGGAGAGAUACGUCAAGUCCUGCUUGCAGAAGAAGCAGCGGAAACCCUUUUCGGCAAGCGGGAAGAAGCAGGCGGCAAAGUCCAAGGAGGAGAUGGCUCAGGAAAAAAAGAAAGAACUGGAGAAGCGGUUGCAGGACGUCAGCGGGCAGCUAAACAACAACAAGAAGCCUGCGAAAAAGGAAAAAUCCGGAUCUGCGCCCUCCGGAGGACCCUCCCGCCUCAGCAGCAGCAGCUCCUCCGAAUCGGGGAGCAGCAGUUCCAGUGAAUCCAGUUCUGAUAGUAGUGAUUCGGAGUAAACACACACACACAACCCCUAUGGACUCUUUGGACAACGCACCCAGAGCAGCAAACAAACCUCCCGCUGACAACUCGCCCCUGAAACUUUGCAGCGUUCCUCCCGUCUCUUUUUAUUUUCCUUUUGAAAAGAAAACGAAGACGACAGUCUGCACUCGUUCCAUCUCAGCUGGUUUCCACAUGAUUUUUUCCACUCUUUCAAAACCCUCUUUUUUAAAAGCCCCAAUGUUAUAUAUAUACAUAUACAUAAAAGAUGCUUUCCUAAAUUAAUUUCCUCCACAAUUUUAUUAGGUUUGUGUCCAUGUGUUCGACUCGACACAUUCUUCACUUCACUUCAAAGUCUCUUAAAUUUUUUAAAAUGAGAAAGCAGGACGUUUUCACUCGCAGAAGGAGGAGAUACUGAAUGUGAGAGAACUGGAGACACAACAUUAGCGAGGUGUAAUAUUGGGGCAGAGGGUUGUUUGUUUGUUUGGGGGGUUUCGAGGUCAUUCUUUUCCAGGAAAAUACUCUUUUUAAUGCCGCCCCCAAACUGUCUCGUCUCUAGACACAAAGCAGAGGAUGGGGAGAUUUUUUAAACAAACUGAAAAGAGAUCAAAGACUCUUUGUAAAAUGGUACUGUACCUGAACGAUUUGUUAGCUUUUGAAGUAGUUGGAUGUAUUUGUUCUUAGCGCUAGCCGGCCGAACCUCCCUGAUCUGCUCCUUACCCAAAAAAGGAGCCACGGAAAAGGACAUUUUAAACAAACAGUGGACUUAGAGGGGAUCGGGCGCUGUGUCAACAUUGUGACGAAGAUCAUCAACAAUAUAUAUAUCUAGCUAUCUAUAUAUAUAUAUAUGAUGGCAGAAAAGGAAAGCUCGUGUAGUGUGGAUUUUUAAUUUUAACGUACUUUUUAGAGACCCCUUCUAUCUUUUAAAACAAAACAAAAAAUCGAUCUGGAGAUCUUCUGACAGAAUUCUCAAACAGCUGGCAAAAGCGUCAACAUGAACUUGGAUGGAUGGUUUAUAGACUUGGAUGAGCAAUCAAAAGCUGGAAGUAAGCGUCCUUCAAAUCUAGGAAUGAUACUCAUUCUUGGUGGGAUGUUUUGCCCACAAAGUCCCCUAAAAAAACUUGGAUGGGUGGUAUAUAGACUUGGAUGAGCAAUCAGAAGCUGGAAGUAUGUGUCCUUCAAGUCUAGGAAUGAUCCUCAUUCUUGGGAUGUUUUGCCCUCAAAGUCCCCUAAAGAUGGAAACUUGGAUGGGUGGUAUAUAGACUUGGAUGAGCAACCAGAAGCUGGAAGUAUGCGCCCUUCAAAUCUAGGAAUGAUCCUCAUUCUCAGUGGGAUGUUUUGACCUCAAAGUCCCCUAAAGACGGAAACUUGGAUGGAUGGUAUAUAGACUUGGAUGAGCAAUUAGAAGAUGAAACUAUGCAUCCUUCAAGUCUAGGAAUGAUCCUCAUUCCCGGUGGGAUGUUUUGCCCUCUAAGUCACCUAAAAAAGGGAAUGAUGGGCCUUACUUGGGUCAGGAUUUCUUCUUCCUCUUCCAGCGAAGGUUAGCAAAUUUUUGGACCAUCGGCAUUGCUGGUUUUCUUAUCUCCACGGCAUCGACUCUUUAGAAAAACAGAAGAACAUAUGCAUUUUCGACGUUUCUCCAGUUGAAACAUGGAAAGGAAGCUACACUGAAAUAAAUAGGGUUUAUGUCUAGAGUAGUGGAUGGUUUGAUGGACCAUGAUAGUUUCACUUAUGGCCACCAUAACAUCCAUUCUCGAAAAUGUCAUCAGGGCUUAAACCCAGAGAAAAGCAGAACUUUGAGGCUGUUGAUAGAUGUUGAUUCAAGCAUCUAACCAUCGAUCCAAGAUUUCUACAGGACAGACACUAGAUUUAGGCUCAGGAUUAUAUAUCCAUAGCAGAUAAGAUCUGCAUUCGAUCAACCUUGAUGGUUCUUCAAGAGAGCAGUCGUUAGAUUUAAGACCCAGAUUUUGUACCGAAUGACAGUCUCAUGGAAGAGCAAACCUGUUCAACUUUGGGUAAAUGUUGAUUUGCAAGCAUCGAUUCUUCGUUGGAUUUAGGCCCAAGGUUUUCUACCGAAUUAUGGAGGAGCAGACCCACUUUUGAAUAUUAAUGCAACCAUCCAACUGUGGCUUCUUCUGUCAUUGGAUUCAGGCCUGCGAUUUUAUAUCAAUCUCUAGAUUUGUAGUCUUUUUUAGCAUUGCAUUCCGGACUUGUGUUUCAAGACCACCAGCAAGGUUCCAAAAAACGAAGAGUAAUCCUGGAGGCCAAAUACGAGCCGAGCCACUGAUCUAUCUAUCUUUCUCUAUAUAUAUAUCUAUAUUUUUUUGUUCUCUUCUUUUAUCUCCUUUGUAACAGUGCGGAAGCUCUUAGGACAGAAGGCGAAAUGGUGUGUCUUUCGAGUGCAGGUUUCCAAAAGAAUCAAAACCUUUUACCUCAUAUGAAAAAAAAAUAUUUUCAAAAAAACACGGCGGGAAGGGAAAUAGAGGAAAUACAUUUUUUUGGGUAAGGUUCAUUGGGGUGUUUUUUUAGAAGCUCUUUUUUUGCGUUCCUCGCCUGGAGACCUGCGCUUUGGCAAAAUGACACACGCCGGAAUUCGACGAUCCCUCGUUUUUUCCCCAUGUAUAUAGAAAUAACUUUAUUUAUUAACAUCAUUGGUCACUUAAAAAUCGUAUCCUGCAUUUUGUGUUGGUUCAAAGAGCGACGGCAGAGCGAGAGAGAGGAAAGAAAGAAAGGAAUGCAGGUUUCUUGCUGGUUUUAGAACCGAGCUCUGAAAACGAAUCGGGAGUCCUUUUUUAUUAUUAUUUAAAUGUCUUUGACUUUUUAACCAACAGGUGCUACCGAUAUUUGCUAGUUUCCUGUGCCGGUGCUUACUCCUUGUAUGUGUAUUCAGUUUCUUUGUUUUGUUUCUUUUUUUUCGGGACGGGAGGGAUGUUUUUUUUCCGGGGAAGGGGGUUGUGGUUUUGUUUGCUUUCCUUUUUGUACAGAUUUUGGACUUUACAGGUAUUGGUAACUUCCAGAUAAAGCAUGUUUUAUUUGUAUAUUCCUAGUCUCCUUCCACGUUGGUCUUUUUCUCUGUAUCUUGUUUUAAAAAAAAGUAGAACAGUUUGGAAAAAAAAUAAAGGAACAAAGACCUG